This is a messenger RNA of Symbiodinium sp. CCMP2592, 477 nucleotides long. Lineage: Eukaryota; Dinophyceae; Suessiales; Symbiodiniaceae. The record is from the annotation of a GenBank genome assembly.
AUGGCAGGUGCGAGCUCGGCCUUCACUGUGCUCACGUGGAAUACGUUGGCGCCGGUCUACUUUCGCCAGGCUGGGAUGCGCGAUGAGACGGAGGCUUCCAUGCGCGCUGCCGCCUUGGCGCGAUGUGAGAAGAUCUGCAGGGUGUUGGCAGCCGCGGGAGCAGACGCCGUGUGCCUUCAGGAGCAUUGGUUCGAUCCCGAGCACCAAAAGGUCUACGAAGAGCUGGCACAGAAGCAUGGCUAUCGCUAUGAGUCGCUACAGCGCUCCGGUUGGAACUGCGAUGGUCGGUCGGAGGAUGGCAUCGCCAUCCUCGUGAAGCGUGAAACCUUCGAUGUGGUGGAACGUCACGAGGUCCACUUCCAUGCCUACGGUAUCCCACAGGAUCGCGUGGCACUGCUGCUGUGCCUGUCUGACCGUCGUCGUCCCCGAGGAAGCAACCUCUGCUUUUGGUGUUGCGUCAUGAGGUGGUUUUUCUGA